ACAGGGCACAUCCGUCAACGCAUGUUUUGCGGGGUGGCAGGUCAGCAACAUGGCGACGGCCUGAAGGAGAGUAUUUGCUGAAUGUGAAUGUCUUCCGAAGCUCAGUGGUGGAUUCAGUGAGCGAUUUACGGCAGCAGCCGUUGCCCCGUUGGUGCGAUUCCUCUGCCGAGGCUGCGGGACCAUGUUGUGCCGUCUCUGGGCCCGGGUGCUCCCUCGGCUCAGGCCUGGGGUUGGUUCCCAGAUGAUGGGAAGGACGGUGGAGUGGCGGCGGCAGUAUCCAGCAGCGGAGCGGAAGAAAUUUUAUCAGGAUGUUAGCAUUUCUCAAGGGGAAGGAGGAGCAUUUGAGAUAAACCUGGACCGUAGGAAACUGAAGACACCUCAAGGAAAGUUGUUCACGGUCCCCAGUGAAGCUCUGGCAAUAGCUGUCGCCACAGAAUGGGACUCUCAGCGAGACACGUUGCAGUUCUUUACCAUGCAUCUGACAACCUUAUGCAACACCGCACUGGAUAAUCCCACACAAAGAACAAAAGCACAAUUGAUUAGGGCAGCUCUCAAAUACCUGGAUACGGAUACUGUCUGUUACAGAGUGGAGGAGCCACCUGGUUUAGUAGAACUCCAAAGAAAUGAAUGGAAUCCAGUCAUCAAAUGGAUAGAGAACAGAUAUAAUGUUGUGAUUGGCACCUCCACAAGUAUCUUGGGACUGAACAUUCCAGAGGAAACUAAGCAGACCUUUGAGCAGCACCUGUCCUCGUACAAUUCCUGGGCACUUGUAGGUCUGGAAUAUGUUGUCCAUCAGCUGAAAUCAGUGGUUCUUUCAUUAAAUCUAAUUGAUCGAAAUUUGGAUGUGGAGAAAGCUGUUUUGCUGUCUCGACUUGAGGAGCAAUAUCAGAUUGAAAUGUGGGGAAAUAUUGAAUGGGCACAUGACUAUGAACUGUAUGAGCUUCGAUCCCGUACAGCUGCUGGAACCUUGUUCGUCCACCUGUGUUCAGAGAGCUCGACUGUCAAACACAAGUUGUUGCAGGACUAAAAGCGAUCAAUUGUCUGUCCAGUCAUGGGUCAAAACUAUGAUCAAAUACAUCACAGUAAAAUAUGAUAUUUCAGUUUGAACAGUCCUGUUCAUUGAGAAUUUUUCCAAGUUCAAAGAAUUUGUCUUUUUUAAAGAAAAUUUGCUUGUAUUUAAUUACAUUACUAAUUCCAUGAAAAUCUGGCAAUUAAUGAUAGCAAAUGUAAAAACUAAAUCCUAAUAUUUAACAACAGUACUUCCAUUCGUGUGAGCAUUAUUUUUCAAAAUGUUUGAAUAGAAACGGAAAGAAAUAAAUUAUUAUUUGUGCUCCCUCCGGCUCUUUUAAUUAUGUUUCUCUGUCCUAACCCUGUAGCUAAAUGCCCUUCCCUCAAGAAUCAUUUAUGGUAAUCCUGUAUGCUGUACACUAUCCUUCUCCAGGAUCCUGAAGUGUAGCGACCAGAACAGGAUGCAGAAUUUUAGUUGUUCGCUACAAACCAGAGCUCUAUAUGGGUUCACCAUAACAUCCUUGCAUUUUUAUUUAAUACUUCUAUUUAUGAAGGUGAAUUCCAAGCAAAAUAAUAGAUCUUGAAAUACACAUGUAUCCA
This is a messenger RNA of Stegostoma tigrinum, 1608 nucleotides long. It is a transcript of the gene atpaf2, whose product is annotated as ATP synthase mitochondrial F1 complex assembly factor 2. Gene Ontology annotation, cellular component: mitochondrion. The record is from RefSeq and is a predicted model, not a curated record. The coding region runs from base 182 to 1027 and encodes 281 amino acids. The transcript has 8 exons. Lineage: Eukaryota; Metazoa; Chordata; Chondrichthyes; Orectolobiformes; Stegostomatidae. Gene Ontology annotation, biological process: mitochondrial proton-transporting ATP synthase complex assembly.